AUGCUCGUGCUCAGCGCAGAUCCUAUACCAGAGAUGACUCAACAAGGGGGUUCUACUCAGACAGCAAUUGCUGAAGCGUCUUUGCCUCGCCUCUCAGCGGAGGCCAAGGAAGCUCCGUACAACGAGGCAGCGGGCCUUGCCGUGGAGUUCUUUGUUACUGCUGAGAAGGCAGCUCUAGGGUCUCUACAGGCAUACUGCACGUUUCUAGGGAAGAUCCAUGAAACGGGCGUUUUCUCUUCGUGGUCCUCUGAUGAGGAGAACGGGGGCAAGGGCCCAGGUUGUUGCUCCCAACCUUGUGAAGUGACGGGGGAGGGGGAGGUAAAUUCUUCAGAGGAGUGCUGUCAACUGGCAGCAGUUAAAUUCGCUCUUAACCUCACACCUUUCAGUCUACCCGCCACUUUUUGCGAACAGUUUACUAAUGAAACGAUUACGUUUACAGUUGUAAGGACUCAAGACUCGAGUCAAGACGGACCCCAGAGGAAAGACGCUCAGAACAAAGCUUCUGCGAAGCCUGAUGGAAGAGACAAAGGACCAAAGAAGGCAGGUCCUCCUCGAUCAACCAUUCCACCGGGCGAUUCAAGAACAGCUGAGAUGCCAGUUGGUGCACUGUUACUCUUGAGAGACGGUGAAAGCAUGCAGCCACCACAGAGAGUUCAAGAAACACUCGCGACGACUCCAGGGGUUGUUUCGCUGCGCAUUGGAGUAAAAGCAGUCACAUCGUUGCUUUCUUGUGAGCUGCGGCAUCUUUUAAAUCCAGUUUGGUUCCUCAUUAAAGAUGUGCGCUACCUCCCGUUGACCUCCCAGUGCCUCCAGAAGCCCCAACCCUGUGAUGCGUCAGAGGACACCACCGAAAACCCUGCGUUGCCAGCUGCAGCCACAGCAAGUGCUGGCACAGCUACUGCCGCUGCUCCACUUGCUUCUUCAGCUGCACCGGUAUCAGAAAUUAAAGGAGCAUCUUCCGAGAUUAAGGUAAGGGGAGAGUGUUCCAGCGAAACAAAAUACGGUGUCGAUGGAACGUCUGAAUAUUUUGCUCGGGCCAAAGUGUUCCGGAGGGUCCUAGAGACCGAACCCAGAAGGCCAAUAAAAUACCUGGACACAAACAGAGUCCAUUGGGAUGCCGGAUUCCUGUGUUUCUGGGGGCCUUCGGUGGAGGACCAGAACGAACUAAAAGACUUUAUUGAAGAGCACCGCGUAGAAAUAGAGCUUCUGAACACCUGGGAUGCACCAGGAAUUGACCAGUCCAGCUUGUAUCCGGACGUUACUGCUGGACAAUGCAAAAGCAAGGCAAUAGGGCGGCCCCUGCUGAAACAACCUAAAACUUCCACGGGGACUCCAGCAAAAGGGCAGCGGGUAACAACGAAGGCGCAGCGCUAUUCGGGGAUCAAUCCAGAAACUCCUUCAAACCAAGCAACAACAAACAUUACAAACGCCUUCCUGGCAGGGCCAGAGCCCGCCUCGUGCCGGCCACCUCACGGAGUAGCGUCAUUCUGCCUUUGCGCUCUAGCGAGUUGCCGGGCAACACAUCUAUCUUUCUGCACUGAUGUUCUGCCUGUUGCCGGUUAUGUGGCUCGAAAAGAAGAAGGCAGUGAAACUGUGCAACUAUACAGAACCACUGGCCCCGACUUCAUGAGUAGCGGCACUCAAAUCUCCAUAGAAAUCAAGCUGGCAGAGCCCUUAUUUCAACACUUCAGCUACUCUACGUCACCUGAUCGAGCCACGAUCAACCAGGCAAGGGGGUGA
This is a messenger RNA of Eimeria maxima, 1740 nucleotides long. RefSeq lists its product as hypothetical. The record is from RefSeq and is a predicted model, not a curated record. Lineage: Eukaryota; Apicomplexa; Conoidasida; Eucoccidiorida; Eimeriidae. The coding region runs from base 1 to 1740 and encodes 579 amino acids. The transcript is spliced from 2 exons.